Messenger RNA from Bradysia coprophila, 646 nucleotides. Its product is annotated as lysozyme-like. NCBI's taxonomy places the organism in Eukaryota, Metazoa, Arthropoda, Insecta, Diptera, Sciaridae. Gene Ontology annotation, molecular function: lysozyme activity. The record is from RefSeq and is a predicted model, not a curated record.
AAUAUUGGUUUUACAUUGAUCACGCGUCAGCCUUGUUUGAACAAGUGGUUUCAUUGUUCGAGAAUCGGUAUAUAAUGUUCGGUGACAAAGAAACAGUUGCAUUGAAUUUAUCAGCGACAUUGGCCGUUUUUCUUCAGCACAAAUAUAUUAAGUGUAAAUCCAUUGGAAAAUGGGGCCUAAAAUUUUAUUUACGAUAUUUCUGUUACCACUAUUGGCAUCAACCAAUGGAAAGAUAUUGACCGAUUGUGAUUUGGUGCGUGAAUUGCAGCGUGCUAAAAUAUCGAACACUUUGAUAUCGAAUUGGGUUUGUUUGGCGAAAAGUGAAAGUGGCUUGGAUACUGCGUUAGUUACAGGUCCUAAGACAGCCAGUAGUUAUAGUUAUGGUAUAUUUCAGAUUAACUCCGCAAAAUGGUGCACUCGGGGACGCAUCGGUGGAAUAUGUAACAAGCGAUGUGAAGACUUCCUUAACGACAAUAUUCAAGAUGACAUAGCAUGUGCAAAGAAAAUAUUUGACCGAGAAGGAUUUAAGGCUUUCGAUGGAUGGAACAAGAAAUGCAAAAAUAAAUCUUUACCAAGCAUCAAAAAUUGCCGCUGAAAGAAUUCACUGGAAAUUUUCACGCCGUCAAUAAAUAAUACUUAAAAUCAA